ACCUGAAGAUGACUGUUACGGCAAGACGGGGCGGCCCGCCACUGUCACAGAUCAUGUCACAUAGUAACAUGACAUUUGCGCCGUGACUGACCAGCGUUCCUCAUCGUCGCCCACGACGCUGACCCAUUAUCCUCUUUCAACUUAUUGAUAGCCGAUAUCGAGUAAAUUUUACGAUCACAUCCUGAAUCUGAUCACACCCAGUGACUUGGAAGGCAGCAGUCUCACUAUUUCCACCAUUUGCUACCUUUCGUUCUCCUGAUCAUGGAUGAGCUCGUGCAUCAUUGUCUCCGAGAACUUUCGUUCGACGGCGAUCUUGGUUGCAACGUUUCCCGCUUGCGAGAUUUCAUCGUAGGAUUUCAUAGUCACGACGCUACCCACCCGCAAGUCGUCGACGAUGUCUUUUGCGCGUUCGUCUGGUCCAUAGUCGUCCAGCAACCCACUGUCCGCGUUGGUACUGUCCCUGCGGGUGUGUCGUCCGAAGUGUACAUCGCUCCUCAGACGAGCGCAAAGCGUAAGGCGGCAGCUAAGGGCGAGGUACUUGUCGAAGAGGCCCCGCCGUCUCUUACUCUCGUUGAGAAUGCACGUGCGAGGUCACUGGAAGACCUGAAGGCAGAAUACGGUGAAGACCUCAGAAUUGCUGUUGACCCAGAGACAUCUUUUGCUGCAAUCACAGGAUCACAUAUCAGAUCCUCGAAACUCAGUCCAAUGGUUUACAGCGCUUUGCAGCUUAUCACAAGAGGCCGCGAAGAAGGUAUUACAACUGUCGAGCUCGGACGUAAGACAAAAUACGAUCAGAAGACAUGUUUUUAUGUCAUUAAACAAUUGCUGGAGCUUGGCUUAAUUAUCAAAGCACGGCGGGGAGGUGUUGGUAAUCACUCCUGUAUUCACAAAUAUUUUGUGGAGCGCAGCGCGUUCUGGCAACAGAUCCAGCAAGAGGAAGCCAAAGAUGACGAGCCAAUUGUUAUUGGAGAGAGUCAUCCACAAGACGGAACACCUGUCGAAGAUGGGACUCCCACAGGAGAACCUUUGGAACUCGACUUUGAGCCUGUGGAUUCCAGACAUCUGUCUAGUCUCCCACUAAUCAAAAAGCGAAUCGUCAAGUUGCUGAAGGCGUCGCAGAACAAUAUUCACGCGUCAAAUAACUUAAUGAUAACCAUCGGCUUCACGAACCCAACCAAGACAGACCGUCGCUUCUUCCAAACCCGUCUGCGGGAGUUGAUUGCGCAAGGAGUGAUAGAACGUGUAUUGGUCCCGAGCUCCAAAGUAAAAGACAGGCUUGUCAAGUGCAUACGACUUGUCACUCCGGACAAUCAACUCCCAGAGGGCGGUGUCGUUCUUACCCCUCAGGAAGGCGAGGACGAUGAGAAGGAAGUUGUAUUUGAUGAUGCUUCUGCUGGUCACAUUGAGGUUAGGGCAAACCGCACAAUACAAAAACAAGUGUCAGAUCUGCUUGAAGAAGCAGGGUCUUCUGGCAGAACUCUCUACGAAAUCUGCGGUGCUCUUGGCAAUUUCGAUAAACGCACUAUUGAGCUUAUGUUGACGCGAGCAGCCAAAAGUCGACCCCCUGCUCACCUCAGUGAUCUCGGGACAGCGGACUUCAUGGAGUCGUUUGGGCGGGAAAGACGACAUCGAUACUAUACUCUCGCCGCAUAUAAAACGGUCAUGGCCAGCGAAAACCUCGAAGAUACGACGAUGUCAUAUGUUGACAUCGAUCUUUCAAAAGCCGGUGAUUUUGCUGUUUUCAACGAGGCGAUGUUUUGCGAUGACGAUGAAACGCUCCACUACUAUGAAGACACAUUCAAGGGCAAGGAGGGCGCCAAAUCGAAGACAGGGGCUAAGAAGCGUAAAAGGGAAGAAACUGAAGAUCCAGGAGAUGAGGAAGCGGUUGAGGAUGCGCCAGAACCUGCCCCAAAGGCCAAAAGAGGUCGCCCACGUAAAAUCCUACGCGCUGAAGAGGGCGGUGACGUUCCUACCCCGGCGAAGCGUGGUCGACCUCGCAAACAGCCGAUUCCUGAGGCGGGUGAUGCGACCCCGACGGCACCUAAGGUUCCCAAAAGGCGGGGCCGUCCACCCAAACGGAAGCCUGAUGCUGAACAAGCCGACUCCCAUGCCGAGGUUCCAACGAGUGAGCCGAUGGAGGGUGUGAGUGGCCCUGUUCUUCAACCACCAGUCCCGUCAGCGUCUCCACCAGUGACCGGCGGAGACUCUCCAGAGAGUCGAGCUAUGACGAGUGUAGCUACUUAUCGACAAAGAGCGGCGUCGGUCACACCCCAUCCCGUUUCUAAGCCCCCGACUUCAAGUCCGAAGGAAGCAGGUCGUUCGUUUCAGGGACCAUUUGACGAUCAUCACCAUAUUAGUCAAGCUGUAGCAGACGCCAAUGUGCAAGCCGCGGUACCACCUCCGUCUGCUGUUAUUGCGGUCACUACUCACGUUGGUGACGUGGUGGAAUCUCGCACUGGGCUUGUGGGUGUUCAUGUAGAGGAAACAAGCCCCCGGAGAUCUCGCAGAAAGCCAAAACUUCGCGAGGGUGAUGCUUCUUCCAGCCAGAAACGUGGAGCUGCUAUAUCUGGAAUUGAAGUGGAAGGGCUACCGGGAGACGAUUCUACUGAUCGAAUGAAUGAAUCAGAGGUCACACCACAUGUAGUGGACGGUGCGAUAGUCGAUGGUUUACCUGUCACGGGUCAUCAUCCUUCCGCACAAGAUUCCAUGAUUAUCGAUCCUGCGUUGCUAGAGACAUCCUCUGCGGACGUGACGCCCGUGAUAGGAGAGAAACGAAAGGGAUCCCCACCACCAGUGAUGGCUUCUCAACCCAAGCGCUCGCGAACGUCUACGCCCGGUGACAAGCUUAAAGGAAAUCCGAACAUAUCUCAUUUACGCCGUGAGAACGAAUUUUUCCGGGUGAUUCAAGACCUUGGCGGCAUUGCAAAUCUGCACACAAAACAUUUUUUUGAUGCUCAUAUCGCUCUGCUGAACGAUAUGGCUCAGCGUGGAGAACCUGCAAGUGCGCCCUCAGGAACUCGUAUCGACAAGAGAACUGCAGAUGCCACUAUAAAGAACAUGGAAAGUCGCAGCCGCAUCAAAGUCCUCAAAACUACUGUUUUCUCUGCCACGGGAAGCACUCGGCCUGCCUCUCUGGUUUAUCUCCCAGACACGCCUCAAGAGAAAAUCAACGCCUUUUUGCAUGACCUGAGUCACAGCGCCCCGACUCCAAACGUUCCGCCAGUUAAGACAUUCGAGGAGCCUGUGGAUUUCGGAGCUCCCAGCGGCGUUUUGCAACGCACCACUCUACCGCUUCACCUGCUGCAAAUAGAGACUCCCGGGAAAGAUGGCGGUGAACACCAGGUUCUUGACGUUGCCAAGGCGGAGGAGCUCUUCUCAUACGACUCUGAAACGAUCCGCGACGUUCUCCUUACGGAGAGGACCACGGUAGCACAGUUGUAUGGCUUCAGGGUUGGGAAGGCCGCUCGGUUGCGGGACUUUCAUGUCUUUACCCUUGGAUUGCUCGAACAACAUUCUUCGCCUCGUAUUGUGUCCCAUGAGCAUCUUAUGAUCGACAUCUCCUUGUAUCAGCUUGACGUUCCCAUUGCCGUUUAUUGCUCAUUUAUUGCUGUUCUCAGCUACGACGAAGAGCUAUCAACGCUUAUGGCCUCGGCGGAGGGCAGAGAAAUACUGGUCAGAGAUCUGCCGAGCCGAAUAUCGGCAAAGCUGCAGGUGGGGAAGUCGCGUUCCAAAUCUCGCGUUCUGGAACUCUUGGACACCCUUCGACUCCUUGGCCUUGUGACCCCUUACGAACCAUCUACAGACGAAAACGCGGAUUUUAGAUGUACACUCCCUGAUGGUCGGACAGUUGCAGUUAGAGCAGCCUCUUUCGAAGGAUGGCGGGUAUCUACACCAUCUGCCGCACCUCAAUAUUGGCGUUUCAAUGAAACAGCACCGUUAUAUCUCUGGGCUCUCUCUGAUUCUUGCCCGUCUUACUGGAGGCAUGUCUCUGUGAAAUCUCGCUGCGAUGGUGUAGCUUUUUGGGACGAGCUGCAUAAAGUCAGCCGAGACGUUGCUUAUGCACGAAGCACCGUUUGUCCAACUCACGGCACUUUAGGACCUCCGGCAAACACACUCCUUGUUCGAUUUCUCCGCCGGAGAGUGUCUUGGGACUUGGAAUACCACCUAACUUGGCACCAGAAGCGGUACCUAGACAAUUCCGUAGACAGCGCCACGGCCCGCAGUCCACUUGACGAAGAGGACAGUGACUCACGACUGCAGCAGAUUUGUCGUGUUCUUAGCGCUCCGCGCGCGCCUGUUGUCGCAUACCUCAAAGAAGCUGCUGAAAAGGCUUUACGUGAAAUGAAGAAAGCACGGGCGAGGCAGAAAAGAGACGAGGCAGAGCAUCACGCGAAGCAAAAUAUCGAAGCCAAAGCAACACUUCAACAGAAGGCUGCAGAAGCAAAACUUCACAGGGAAAACGACUGGGUAGCUCUGCUUCAGCGCCUGCACCCUGGGCCACUCAAGGGCACGGUUGGCAUCCGGAUUCGAGCUGUUCGCAAUCGCUUUAUGCAAUCCAGCUCAAUCAGAGAUACGGGUCGAUGGCAAAGCGAAAUAGAAAACGCCAUCCGGGAGGCGCGACUAGCUUCAAACAAGGUUAUCGCAAGGCCGAAGGCGCUUACGCGCCCCGCAGCAUUGCCACCCGUUGUAGCCAAUCCUCCUGAGAAAUCGGUGCAUUUCCUCAUAGCUCAGCAAGGCCCGCCUAUUCUCCCACAACAAAUCGGCAAAUCAAGAGGGAAGACCAAAACCAAGGGAGAUUAUGGAGAUCAAUCAGAGCAUAAAACACCACAGCAGCGGCGCUCCAGAUUCCAUUGGACUCGAGAAUACGAUGAGCUCGCCCGUGAUACAUCCGCUGUCAUUCGUGCUCGAUGUCGCGGUGGGGUCAAGAUCGACCUUUCAGCUUUCGACCAAGUGUUUCCCGGUGUCCCACGUAAUUCUGUCCGUCUCCGUCUCUCUCAUCUCCGAGAGAAUACUGGUGAAGAAGUGUACAUGAAGCGUCUCGAGGACCGAUGGCACGACCUUUGGAUUCAGCAUAGGGGUACCGAGCAUCUUCCCGACGAAGAUCCUCAAAGCCCGUCGAACUUUGACAUCAUAAAUCACAUAGAGUUUCUCCGGCAGCAUGUUGAUAAGAACGCCUUGAGAGUUGGCUACGUUGAGCAUACAACUCGGACGAAGCUACCAGCAUCCGUGGAUGAUAUCAUACAUCAUUUCAAUGUGCUCUGCAAUACGACUAUUUCUCCUGCUUGGGAUUUUAUGUGGCAAGCUACGGUCGAAGAAGGUCGAGAGAAACAGUUUCUCCGACAGUCUUUCACUCAUGGAGCAGACGAUGUUCCAUACGUCACAAACACGAGUGACGAUGUAGUUCAAGUCGCGGAAGCUGCACUGAAGGUGGCAGUUGUUUGCUUGACCUGUCCGCUUGCUUCUUACUACCUGUUCGCCUUUCUACAGAUGGUUUUUGGCAUGCCUACCGAGCAUUACGACGCCGACUUGUCAGCGAAAAUGCUUCACAGCGCUGGCGAUCAGUCUGUAUCCCUUGCAACCUCCAACCUUUUACGCCGCGGAGUCUUGUCAAAGGUGGUUCGCGAUCCCAAAAAGAUGAAGCCGGGACGUACAUUAAAAAUAUCAGAUAUCAACCUAAACGCCAUCGGAGGCCCCAUACAUGGCGACUUAUUCCAAGACGCUGUAGCUUUGGAUGAGGUAUUCGCAGAACAAGUUGACAGCAUGGAGUGGCCUUUGUUAGCCUCUGAUGGUGACACCGCAGCACUACUCCAGCUGGUGUCAGAGGAACAGGUCGAUUUCAUCAUAGAUAUGGCACAAUCGCGAAAUGCUCGAGCAAGGCUUGACUGGAACAGCAAGAAAGCAGAUGACGAUGACAUCGAGACUAGCAUUCAAGUCCGCUUGAAUGCACUCGACGGAGACGAUAAUGAGGGCAAUGGAAGUGCUGUAUUACCUUCAUAUGAGACGCGCUCGGAUCCUACGAACAUGCCUUUGGACGAGAGCAUGCAGCAUGGACAAACGGUAACCGGAGCUGAGGCUGCUUGCACUGAGCAGACACAAUCAAGGAUUAUAGAUUGCGUGUCGUGCAUUGAAUCAACUUUUUCCGAGUUCGCCGCUCGUCUGGAUAGCGAACAACAAAAACUCGCUCGAAAUAUUUUUGAUGGAGUCCGUGCGUCGUUAGAGUCAGGCACAUCAAAGUCGCACUACCUGACUCUUGGUGCUGAUGAUGUGGUCAUGGACCUGCUACAGCGAAUGUCCCAAACAUCUCCACCCCUCAUUAUGUGGGCUGGAUACUCUGCGCCGGUCAUCGUUUCCUGCCUUUAUGCUCGUCCUUGGACAGUGGAGAUCGUUAGGGAACCAAAAACUCUUGCCUUACCUCGACGUUGGCUAGACAUCCGUGGGGGUACAAUACGAGACGUCUGGAACGCCGCUUUGCAUGCCGUGGUGGGCAUCAUUUUUUUCCACCCAGGAAUUUCUCAGACCGAACUGCGGUGGAAGCUUAGGGCAGUGUGUGACCGACAGGAACUCGUGGACAUUAUGUGCUUCUUGUACCGCGAAGAAGCUAUUCACGCACGAUUUGGUACAGAUCUAUGUCCGACUGGCCCAAUGUGGCCGGCCACAUUGGACGACGGAGAGGAACAGCAGGUUUACUGGUUCAUUGGAAAGAUUAAAUAUUGGUAUCAAGUCUAAAUCCAUCUAAAUCCAUAAUCAUAUUACCAGACGUGAUUUGAUUCAAGACGCAAAAGCGUUUUAACGAGCAACUUUGAUCAUGAGGAUACUAAAAUUUCUUUCCGUCCAUAUGCUGUGACUGCGGUGCUAUUCUGAACUGACAACAUAUUUGCAAUUCAAUCAUUG
This is a messenger RNA of Suillus paluster, 6891 nucleotides long. RefSeq lists its product as uncharacterized. Gene Ontology annotation, biological process: 5S class rRNA transcription by RNA polymerase III; transcription initiation at RNA polymerase III promoter. The transcript is spliced from 15 exons. The record is from RefSeq and is a predicted model, not a curated record. Gene Ontology annotation, cellular component: transcription factor TFIIIC complex. Gene Ontology annotation, molecular function: DNA binding. NCBI's taxonomy places the organism in Eukaryota, Fungi, Basidiomycota, Agaricomycetes, Boletales, Suillaceae. The coding region runs from base 262 to 6726 and encodes 2154 amino acids.